AUUCUGUGGACGGGUUGAUGAAGAGGAGUGAUACGAGAAAUUGAGAUAUUAGUAACUUUUGCGUUUAGUGUAAAUAAAUCGUGUUGAAUUCCAAAGAAAUUAUUGUAAAACGUUGUCAUAUAUUUUUUAAUUCUAUAUUAGGUGAUUAAGUGAAUUUCAGAAUUCUUCAGCGUUAUGGUUCAUUGAGUGUAAGCUAUAACAUCAAGAUGGCUGAAGUGGAUCCGGAAACAUUGCUUGAAUGGCUGCUCACAGGCCAGGGGGAUGAGAGAGACAUGCAGCUGAUUGCACUUGAGCAACUAUGCAUGCUAUUGCUCAUGUCCGAUAAUGUGGAUAGAUGCUUUGAGAGUUGUCCACCUAGAACAUUUUUGCCCGCUCUAUGCAAAAUAUUUCUUGAUGAAUGUGCUCCAGAUAAUGUGCUUGAGGUUACAGCCAGAGCAAUUACAUAUUACUUAGACGUUUCAGCUGAAUGCACAAGAAGGAUUGUGGCUAUUGAAGGCGCUGUGAAGGCAAUUUGCAGCAGAUUACUAACAGUUGACCCUAAUAAUAGAACUAGCAAAGAUCUCGCAGAACAAUGCAUUAAAGUAUUAGAAUUGGUGUGCACUCGUGAAGCUGGUGCAGUGUGGGAGGGUGGAGGCUUACCUUCGGUGUUGCACUUCAUAACACAUCAUGGAACUUCAGUGCACAAGGAUACUCUGCAUUCUGCAAUGGCAGUUGUGUCGAGGGUGUGCGGUAAGAUGGAGCCGGGGGAUGCUCGUGUGGGAGACGCUGUGUCUUCUUUAUCUACGUUAUUGCGUCAUUCAGACGCUCGUGUGUCGGACGCGGCGCUGCGGUGCUUCGCCUCGCUGGCCGAUCGGUUUGCUCGUGCACACGCUGACCCCGCACCACUUGCCCAACAUGGCUUAAUUGAAGAACUAGUUCGACGUUUGGGAACAACAGAGAACUCGGAUGACAAAUGUCUCAUGCCUUCAGUGUCUACAACAGUCAGCUUGUUAUCUACCCUCUGCAGAGGAUCGGAACAGAUUACACAUGAUUUAGUUCGUCUUGAUCUAUGUUCCGCGAUUGAGACAGCUGUCCAAGCUGAUGAACGCUGGUGUCUAGAGUGCAUGCGGCUCGUGGAUUUACUUCUCGUUCUGCUGUGUGAAGGACGACACGCUAUACAGACCAGUUCAAACCGCAUGGGGUCCGCGUCGUCCAGCGGGGCGGGUGGAGAGGGUUCCAGUAAUGCCACAGCUACUGGGAGCCGCGGAGAUAAAUCUCACAGGCAGCUGAUAGACUGUAUUCGGGGCAAAGAUACUGACGCUUUGAUAACAUCCGUCACCAGCGGCUCCGUGGAUGUUAACUUCACGGAUGAUGUAGGGCAGACCUUACUUAACUGGGCAGCGGCCUUCGGUACUAGGGAGAUGGUGGAGUUUCUGUGCGAGAAAGGUGCUGAUGUUAACCGUGGUCAGCGUAGUUCAUCGCUUCAUUACGCUGCCUGUUUCGGUAGACCGGCUAUAGCUAAAGUGCUGCUACGGUAUGGAGCCAAUGCUGACCUACGAGACGAAGACGGCAAGACACCUUUAGAUAAAGCAAGGGAACGACACGAUCAAGGCCAUAGAGAAGUAGCAGCUAUACUGCAGUGUCCAGGGGAGUGGUUGGUUGUGAGUAACCAAGACUCGCCGGCGUCAUCAAACGAUGAAGACUUCCCGGAAACUGGUGAUAAAGAAAUGGCAGCCAUAUAUUUAGAGCGUCUGAUACCUGUGUUCUGCGCUCGUUACAUCGGCGCGGGCGGAGCGGGCGUUCGUCGCGCGUGUUUGUCGCUCGUCCGUAAGAUGGUGCACUACGCUCCGGCCGCCCGUCUGCGAGCACUGUCCACGCCGCGUUCAGCCUCCCUCCUCACCCGUCUGCUGGCUCACGUGCUCGAUACUCAGGGGGAGUCCCCGCGCCGGUCGUCGCGUGUACUACGAAGCCGCUAUAUCCGUCCACCUGCGGACGAUGACGACGGUCAUUUGACAGUGCUGGGUAUAGCCGAAGAGUUGAUGGUGAAGGCUGCUGAUAUCUACUUGGAACAGUUUGCACGUUUGGGGGUGUUCAGCAAAGUAGAAGCUUUGGCCGCGGCACCAGCCAAUGAGAUGAACGCUGACGGGGAGACAGUUAUAACUACCGGUGUGAGUGAAGACGCAACCAGUCUUUCCAGUGGGUGUGCUUAUUGGUGGGGGGAGUGGUCGUUAUGUCGUGGCAGGGAUGCCCUCUACUGUUGGAGCGACGCCGCCGCCCUCGAGCUCAGCACCGGUUCCAAUGGCUGGUUUCGGUUCUUGUUGGAUGGAAAACUGGCCACUAUGUACUCCAGCGGCAGCCCUGAACAUCAGACAGACAAUACCGAAAAUCGUGGGGAAUUCAUCGACAAACUCCAGAGAGCGAGAGCGUCUGUCAAAAAUUGCGUACCCCAAAGUAUAUUGUCGAAACCAGGUCCUACAAAAUUGGUACUCGGCAAUUGGGUUAUUUCAUGUAAAAAGGAGAAGGAGCUUCACAUCCAUAAUACAGAUGGUCAACAGCAGACAACGAUAUUGAGAGAAGAUUUACCUGGAUUCAUCUUUGAAUCGAACAGGGGAACAAAACACUCUUUUACUGCAGAAACUUUCUUAGGUCCAGAGUUAGCGAGCGGUUGGGCUGAUCGUAGGCCGGUAGUCUCUAACGGUCAAAGUCACAGUCGCAGUAGACUAUCCGCUAAGAGCGAGGCUCAGAAGGCCCAAGUGUCAGAGCGAGCCCGCGCCUUGUACACUAGACACCUCGCGAGCGCGGCCGGCCGGCAACCACGCGCGCCCGUCGCCAGGCUUAGAGCGCUCUUGUCUAAACUGCAGACACUCGCUACAAAUCCUAAUGGAGAUUGGCAACAAGAACUGAAAUCUUCUCUGGAGCAGCUGACUGAACUACUGUGUGGGGAGGAGUUACUCUCUGCUUACGAACUGCAGUCCUCAGGCUUGGCUCCGGCCUUGCUGCAAGUACUUUCACCGCAACCGAAUGAUAAGCCAGGCCAGUUAUCGGACCGCGAGGGCGUGGUUCGCUGCUGGGCGUGGUCGGGCAACCCGGAAGGUUCAUGUGGCGCGGCCCUGGCUGGCCGGUUGGUGGCAGUGUUGGAGAGUGUGGAGCGCCUGCCUGUACUGGCACCAGCACCUGACGCACCGCCUCACCAGCCGCCCACCUUACAUCACCUCACCAAACGGAUCAGGUUACGAGUGGAACGUGCUAACGAGGAGACGUCAGAAGAAUCGGCUGCCAAUAAUAACGCAGGACGCAGUCUGAAGGUCGAAGCCCUGACGACCAUUCGUCAACUGGAGAGAUUCCUCGCUAAGUCCGUGGCCCGACAGUGGUACGACAUGGACCGGUCUACUUUCCAUUUCGUACAGAAGAUUAAGUCCGAAGCGCCAAUGACGUUCACUUAUGAUCACGACUUUGACGAGAACGGUGUGCUAUAUUUCAUCGGCAGUAACGGCGGUACUUGUGAAUGGGUUAACCCGGGUGCUCACGGUCUCGUGAGCGUGUGGAGUUCAGACGGGAAACAGUUGCCUUACGGUCGCGCUGAGGACGCGCUGUCCAGGUCCCCGGAGCCGCUUAACGUCCACACCAAUGACGAUAGACGUGCAUUCAUAGCCGUCGAUCUUGGACUACAUCUGGUACCGUCAGCGUACACGCUGAGGCACGCUAGAGGUUAUGGAAGAUCUGCGCUUCGUAAUUGGCUGUUUCAAAUGUCUAUGGAUGGCGUCAGUUGGACUACGUUGGUAGCACACUGCGAUGAGCAAGCGCUACAGGAGCCCGGCAGUACGGCCACGUGGAGAGUGCGGGUGGACGCACACUACCGCUACCUGCGGAUACAGCAGAACGGAAAGAACGCCAGCGGACAGAGCCACUACCUGUCGCUGUCCGGUCUGGAGAUAUACGGCAAGGUGGUGAGCGUGGUUGAUACUCCGCCUCGUCAAGUCGGCAGCACCAGUACAUCCAGCUCGUGUUCGGGUGCGCGCGCUCGGCGCUGGUCGCGCGGAGCCCGGGGGCUGUGCGCAGGGGCGAGGGUCAUGCGAGGAGUGGACUGGAAGUGGCGAGACCAGGACGGACCUCACCCUUCCGUGGGCACUGUGACCUCCGACUUGCACAACGGUUGGGUGGAUGUUAGGUGGGAUCACGGUGGCCGGAACUCAUAUCGUAUGGGGGCGGAGGGCAAGUUUGACCUCAAGGUCGUCGGUGGGGGCGCGACCGGCGCCUGCGGGGGGGAGGGGGCGCGGGCCUCCAGGAAGAGUCACUCCACACCCAGCCUGCCUGAUGCAACGGGUACAGAGCAACAGGUGUCCGUGGCGUCUACGGAGCAGGCGUCCUCUGCGGACAAUAUAUCAUCUGAGGUGGGCGGGAACAUGGCGCGGCCGAGGGGUAACGCCGCCGACCUCUCCGCUAUCAAUACAUCAACACAUCAUAUAAACACAGAUCUUGCGACAAUCGUAGAAUCCCUCACUCUGGGCGCAGAAAGCAACAACUGUAUGUCGGAUCUCGGCAACACUUCCUUCACGAAUAUGGAGAUGGGCCCGACCAGCAUCACAGACAUCACUAAACCAUAUCCCGCCAAAGAACCACUACCGGAUUCUACGUCCCAAGAGAUGGGUUCGUUGCGCUGCGACGGUGAGGCGAUGCGCAACAGCGCCAACGCGUUGCUCUCCAGCGAACUGCUCGCGCUGCCCGCGUCUCUGCUGCACACGCUGCGCAACAACGCUAACAGGCUGCACAUACAGUGCGAGGAGAACGAGGGCGGUGAAGCUCAGUUCGGCGAACACAAGAAGGACGCGCAGGCCGCCGCCGGCGCUAUGAGCGCUAGCGAACCUGAUCUCACACAACAGGGCGCGGCUCGUCUGUUGGAGUCUCUCGGCGUGGGGCGGGGCGCGGGCGCGGGGAGAGGCGCCGCUACACAGCGCAGCUCACGCUCCAACCACUCCGCGCUGUUAUUCCCAAGUUUAGUGCGUCUCGCUCUGUCGAGCAACUUCCCCGGUGGUCUGCUCUCCGCCGCUCAGAGCUAUCCGUCGUUGGCACCCAACGCUCAAAAUGCACUCACUCUAUCACUCACAUCGACUUCCAGUGAAAGUGAACAGGUCUCUUUGGAAGAUUUCUUGGAAUCAUGCAGAGCCCCGGCCUUGCUGACGGAGUUGGAGGACGAUGAUGAAGGAGACGACGCCUUGGACAGUGACAAAGAAAACGAACCGACUUAUCAGGAUGUUGUGUCUCGUAACUUGCUAUCCCUGAUGGAGGAAGAGGCUCUCGAGGCGGUCCGUGGGUCCGGCGGCGGGGGCUCCGGGGGCGGGAGCGCGGGCGCGGGUGGCGCACGCUCGCGGAAGCCCUGGGACGACGACUUUGUACUCAAGAGGCAGUUCUCGGCUCUCAUACCGGCCUUCGAUCCGAGACCCGGACGUACAAAUCUGAAUCAGACCGUCGAUCUCGAUAUCCCACUAAAUGAUGAUUCCGAUACUGAGAGCACGGAAGCGACGACCAGCACCGAGAGGAACGGCAACGUGCCAGAGAGCAAUGGCAACGUGAUAGCCACCAAGUUGCCAGCAUUACGGCUGGUGCUGUCCGCCGGCGGGCUGUCUCUACCGCUGGAGAAACCUUCGUGGACGUUGUAUAGAGCCGUGUUGGCUCUUAACUCGCGACUGCCAGCUCACGAUACUCAUAGAGAUACCACGUACACACUAACAUACAAAGAGAUCGAAGGUGUGGAAACAUUCUCCAGUUCUUGCGACAGCGACGAAGACGAACCGGGCGAUCCAGAUACAAGCAGCGUGUAUUCUGAGGGCGGUUCCAGCGAGGGUAUGGUGACGUGGUGUGUGCGGGCGCUCCGUCGCCUGAGGACCGUAGCCCCGGGGCUGCCGCCCGCCUCCUUCCUCUCCACUAAGCUAACCAACAAGUUGCAUCACCAGCUGCAGGAUCCUCUCACACUAGCCGCCGCAGCCACACCCAGAUGGUGUCAACAGUUGAACGACUGGUGUCCGUUCCUGUUCCCACUGGAGACGAGGCAGAUGUUCUUCGCGUGUACCGCCUUCGGUACUUCACGUACUAUUGUAUGGCUUCAAGCUCAGAGAGAUCGCGCUUUGGAUAGGCAAAGGACUGGGAACACGGUAUCUCCUCGCCGCGCCGAGCUAGAGGCGACCGAGUUCAGGAUGGGCCGCCUUAGACACGAACGAGUUCGUAUACCGAGGCAUCCUAAUCUGUUACGAUCAGCGAUGCAGGUGAUGAGAGUCCACGCGGCUCGCAAGUCAGUGUUGGAGGUGGAGUUCGCGGGUGAAGAGGGCACAGGCCUGGGACCUACGUUGGAGUUUUACGCUCUCGUGGCCGCGGAGCUCCAGAGGGCCGACCUAUCGAUGUGGCUCAGUGAUUCGCCCGCGCCGACAUUAGACGCCGAGCUCGCGCCGCUACCACUCACCUUGCCUGACGAAAAACCACCCGGCUACUACGUGACACGCGCCGGCGGUCUGUUCCCCGCGCCGCUCCCACAAGACUCGCCUAUCUGUGAUAAAGUUUGCAAAUAUUUCUGGUUCCUUGGAGUAUUUUUAGCGAAGGUGCUGCAGGACGGCCGGCUGGUUGAUCUUCCCUUGUCCGAGCCAUUCUUACGUAUAAUGUGCGGCGAGGAAUUGACGAUUGCUGACUUGGAGGAAAUAGAUCCCAUAAGGCAUAGGUUCCUGGCUAGCGUCCUAGCAGCCGCAGAGCAGUACGAAGCUCUGAAACAAGAAUCGUCUCUAUCUGAGAGUGAAGUCCAAGAGCGCGCGGCCGCGUUGACGGUAGAUGGCGCCACUUUUGAAGAGCUCUCUUUGACUAUGACGCAUGUGGGAGGACGCGACGCGUAUCCCCUCUGCGACGGAGGGGAACAUGUAGAGGUGGGGCCAUCAAACGCGCGUUUAUACGCGGAGGCCAGCGCCAGGUAUAUGGUGAGGGACGGCGUCGCCAAUCAGACCGAGGCCUUCCGGCGAGGAUUCGCUGGGGUGUUCCCUCCGCGGAGACUGAGAGCGUUUACGCCGCCCGAGCUGAGGCUCCUGCUGUGUGGGGAGAGGGGACCCGCGUGGACCAGGGAACAUCUGUUACAAUAUACCGAACCAAAAUUAGGAUACACCAGAGACAGUCCGGGAUUCCUCCGCCUGGUGGACGUGUUGGUGGAGAUGUCUAUCAGAGAACGGAAAGCCUUCCUUCAGUUCGCUACGGGCUGCAGCAGUCUACCGCCCGGAGGUCUGGCUAACUUACAUCCUAGACUCACUGUCGUGAGAAAGGUCGACGCCGGCGACGGUUCAUAUCCGUCUGUGAACACGUGCGUGCAUUAUCUCAAACUGCCUGAAUAUUCGUGCAAGGAGGUGUUGAGGGAACGGCUGCUGGCCGCGACCAACGAGCGGGGAUUCCAUCUCAAUUAAAUGGAAACAGAUGUUUAAUAAAACUAACGCAUGGAUCAUAACAACGCCGCUGAGCUUGCAAGUGCUAUAUUAAUCCUAUAUAAACUAUGUUCUCAUGUGUACUUCCGAACUUUAAUCGGCGAUGCAUGAAGCUCUCAUAUAAAAUUCUUCAUAUAAUGCAUGCAUAAUGAAUGCUAACCAAAUACGAUCGCCUCAUACAGAGUGAUCGAUUGCUGUGUAAAUAUCUUAGUAUUUCAGAUAUAAACAACGUAUAUUUAUAUUUGAAUAAAUAACAAACUUAUAAUUAGGCUAAAGUGUUGUAGCUAUUGUAUUUUUAUGAACGAAUCUUUCGGAUGGCGCCGCGUCAACCUCGUGUCCGGUUUUUGCAAUAUAAAGAGGCUAUUAUGAUUUUUUUUUUAAUCAUGUAAUUUUUUUUUCUCAACAUUCAUUACUCCAUUAGAAGUUUUACUAGUUGAUAUAUAAAAUAUUAAAAAAUAUAUAUAAAUUCUAUGUAUUGCACUAAACAUUUUGUAUUAUGACAAAAAAAAAUUUUUUUAUAUAUGUACGCUUUAGAUUGUAGAUGUAAUAUUGUUAUUAAAAUAUGUUUUAAUCAACUAACAUGUUUUAUAUAAAGUAAAUAGCAGAUAGUUUUCGUUUUCAAUUACCCACUAAUUCUAUAGAUUUACCCACACUAAUGCUAGUUAAUCAAAAUUAAUACAUUUUGCAAUACCAACGAGACGCAACGGAAUCAGGUUAUAGCGAUUUUGAUACUUACGCUGUAUGAUAUAAGGACUGAAAUGUGUUUCUUUUUAUUAUUUUGUUGGUGUGUGACACACGUGUGUGGAAUGAUUUAGCAGUAUGUUCCUUUAGUUAAAUAAUUUUGUCAACUUAAAGUUGGUAUUGUGAUUUAUGAUAUAAAAAAAAUAUAUAUAUGAAUGGAAAAAUAUUUAGUUUGAAUUUAAUAGGGUUCAAGAUUAUAAAAGGUUAGUAUAUUGUAGCGUGUAAUUCAUUUUUGUUGAGGAUUGUAUUAAUAAAGUAAGGAAAAUUAA
This is a messenger RNA of Danaus plexippus (monarch butterfly), 8437 nucleotides long. RefSeq names its product E3 ubiquitin-protein ligase Ufd4 (gene Ufd4). The coding region runs from base 207 to 7409 and encodes 2400 amino acids. Gene Ontology annotation, cellular component: nuclear speck. The transcript is spliced from 46 exons. The record is from RefSeq and is a predicted model, not a curated record. Lineage: Eukaryota; Metazoa; Arthropoda; Insecta; Lepidoptera; Nymphalidae. Gene Ontology annotation, molecular function: metal ion binding; ubiquitin protein ligase activity; protein binding. Gene Ontology annotation, biological process: proteasome-mediated ubiquitin-dependent protein catabolic process; protein K63-linked ubiquitination; anatomical structure development.